AUGACCGGAGCAGUGGUAGCUUCGCUGACCGCCUGUUUUAACACACUGCUGAUAUUAUUGUUAUACGUGAGAUAUAAGAGGAAUCUGAGCGUUCGGACAGUAAAAAGUGGAAAGAUGAAGACGACGUUGAUACUUGGGCCGGGUAAGAGUGAAGUCAAGGGAAAGGAAGACAAAAAUGAACUGUUGGAGUUAGAAAAGCACGAGUUCAGCUUCGUACACUCGAAAUUUGACCGCAUCUCACCAAUGGUGUUCACACACAAACUGCUCAGCAAGCAUAAACAGGAGUCGAAAGACGAAGAGAAGACUGACGUGGAUAGGGACCUGAGCUCUUUAUUUUAUACACUGCCAUACCCAUCAGGAGGACUCGUACUCUACACAGCAACAAUAGUACCAUUUGUAAUAAACAUGAUAAAGUCAUUGAUAGUAUCAUACAAGCUAAACCCAGAUCUAGUAACGAAAUGGAAAAUAAACAAUAAUUUCCAGAUAAUAACAAACGGACCAGGGUUAUCAGUGCCAUUCUGCAUAUCAGUGAAGCUGUGGAACGUAAGUAGGCGUAGAAGUAGUGCUGCUGAGAAAGACGAAAAUAAUAUAUAUUGA
This is a messenger RNA of Theileria orientalis strain Shintoku, 597 nucleotides long. RefSeq lists its product as hypothetical. NCBI's taxonomy places the organism in Eukaryota, Apicomplexa, Aconoidasida, Piroplasmida, Theileriidae. The coding region runs from base 1 to 597 and encodes 198 amino acids. The record is from RefSeq and is a predicted model, not a curated record. The transcript is spliced from 4 exons.